Lolium perenne is the source of this 1838-nucleotide messenger RNA. RefSeq lists its product as uncharacterized. The record is from RefSeq and is a predicted model, not a curated record. NCBI's taxonomy places the organism in Eukaryota, Viridiplantae, Streptophyta, Magnoliopsida, Poales, Poaceae.
UUGGUUGUACCUUUCCUCGCCGGCGUUGCCUCCGACGUGCGCCGGCGUGGUCUCCUCCUUCCGGCUCCUCAGCUCCGUCUCCUCAGCUCCGUCUCCUUCCGGCUCCUCAGCUCCGUGCUCAGUGGAAAACCCUAGCUCGGGGGGGAAAUGAAACCUAGAUCUUCCGGGCGGAGAGGAAGAGGCAGUAUAUAGUGGUUCAUUUUUCAAAAAGGCCCUUCGUGCUUUGUCACUUAAACACUUUCGUCCUCCCACCGCGGCGUUCCCAGUGGCUGCACUUAAACACUUUCGUCACUUACCACUCUCCACCAAAAAAAACCCUAACUUUCUCCUCCCAUCGUCGCCGCCGCCGUUCUUCCUCCUUCGCCACCGCCGUUCUCCCUCGCCGACCGCCAUGGAUCCCUCUUAUCCGCAAUGGCCGUUCUCCUCUGGUCUUUCUCUCCGUCGCAAGUAUGCAGAGCCAUCGCCACCGGUGCAGCCACCAGCAGCUUCACGCCGCAAGAUCACGCCGCCGUCUCCGUCGCUGCCACCGGUGCAGCCACCACAAGCUUCAGGCCACAGGAUCCCCAAUCUUGGGCCGCCGUCUCCGUCUCUGGCGCCACCUGUGCAGCCACCGCAAGCUUCAGGCCGCAGGAUCCCCAAUCUUGGGCCGCCGUCUCCGUCUCUGGCGCCACCUGUGCAGCCACCGCAAGCUCCUCACCGCAAGCUACCCGUCCCAAGAUCUACCGGAGCAGGUCCCCAUCGCAGGCCCUUCGCUGCCCCAUCUCCGUCACCAUCUCAUUCGCUUGACCAAGGCAAGGAGAGGAGAGACAAGGCACCACAGGCUCCCCUCCGCAGGACCGUCACCAUUCCGCUCUCAACAACUGCCUCAACAUUUCCCUCCCUGGAGUCCCUGCCACCGGGACAGAUUCACAACAUCUCCGUUUUACGACCUGCAACCACCUCAGGCGAAGGACACCGAGGAGUUGGUGCAUCCCACAGUGAGAAGAACAAAGAGGAGCCAGACUAUGAGACUGAAGAGGAUGAUUAUUACAGUGAAGAAGAUGAUCAUUACAGUGAAGAGGAUGAUCAUUACAGUGAAGAGGAUGAUUACUUCAGUGCUGAUGAUGAUGAUUGGAACACGUGGACCAUUCUUAGAGGGCCAGGUUUAUCUGGUGAUCAAUCAUUUGACAAGUGCUGCAUUUUUGGUAAUGAAGUACAGCUGACUUGUAAACAAAGGGAUCAGCUAUGUAGCAUUGUGGAGGAGCUGCCAAUGCCAGAAAUGAAGCACUAUGUCUGCACACUGAUGAAGAACAAUGUAAUACCAGGUGAAGGUAAACUGGAUUUUUCACAAGAGUACACCAGUGCAUACCUUGUUCAAUUUCUAAUGUCACAUCAGCACAUUAAGUAUGGUAUUUCUGGUGGAGCUCAGGAUGUCGCUGUAGUUGUCAACUCUAGUACAAGCAGUUUAAACAAGUACUGCAGGAUGAGGUACGAUGGAUCACGAAAGGCCAAGAUCAGUGUUGGCUGGACAAAAACUGUAGAAGCAUUCAAGCUCAAGGAAGGAGACGUUUGCAAGAUAACCUUCAAGGAUGAGAGGGAAAUUCCAUACACUAGGAGGGACCAAUUUGCCUGGUUACGGAUGGUGAUCACAAAGCUUGAAGAUUUACAAGAAUGACCUAAUGGAGAAGAGCAGUGUUGGAUGGUUCACUAGUUAUAAGUUAUGAUGUUAAGUGUUAUUGGGUACUUCUGUAAUACUGGUUAAGACUAUUGUAAGUUAUGCAUGGAUCUUAUCAAUUAAGUAUGAUCAUCCUGCCUGCAUUGUUCUACAAUGUAUGAAAUAUUAUCAAAGAUUAAAUCAA